This is a messenger RNA of Notolabrus celidotus (New Zealand spotty), 1053 nucleotides long. RefSeq names its product myosin, light chain 6, alkali, smooth muscle and non-muscle (gene myl6). Gene Ontology annotation, molecular function: structural constituent of muscle; calcium ion binding. The record is from RefSeq and is a predicted model, not a curated record. The coding region runs from base 264 to 692 and encodes 142 amino acids. NCBI's taxonomy places the organism in Eukaryota, Metazoa, Chordata, Actinopteri, Labriformes, Labridae. Gene Ontology annotation, cellular component: myosin II complex. The transcript has 7 exons.
CGUUGGCGUCAUCGAUGAUGUAAUGCAGCCGGAGCUGGCCGGUAGUCAUCCUCCUCCUAGUUUAGGGAAGAUACCCUCGCCCGUUUGUCAUCCGACAACCUGUCGCAGACAUGGCUUCCAAAUCAUCUAACCUAGUUAACGUUAAGCUAGCAGCGUUAUCCCCCCUGGCCUGCUUUGCUCAUCCUAACCACAGCUAGCUUCAGCGUUAAAGCCUGUAGCUACCAUGCUUCUUUCUGACAUCUGACUUCACAGAGGACCAGAUCAUGGAAUUCAAGGAGGCUUUCCUCUUGUUCGACCGGACGGGUGAGGGGAAGAUUACGUACAGCCAGUGUGGUGAUGUCAUGCGAGCCCUUGGUCAGAACCCCAUCAAUGCUGAGGUGCUCAAAGUCCUGGGAAACCCCAAGUUAGAAGAGAUGAACUACAAGAUGCUGGACUUUGAACAGUUCCUGCCCAUGCUUCAGGCUAUCGCUAAGAACAAGGAUCAGGGCUCCUUUGAGGACAUAGUAGAGGGUCUGCGUGUCUUUGACAAGGAGGGAAACGGCACCGUGAUGGGAGCAGAGCUACGUCAUGUACUCACUACACUAGGUGAGAAGAUGACAGAGGAGGAGGUGGAGACUCUUCUAGCAGGGCAUGAAGACGCUAACGGCUACAUAAACUAUGAAGAACUUGUCCGGAUGGUGAUGAGCGGUUGAGGAUGUCAGAUUCACACAUCUCCAGCUUUGAUUUUAAUCCUAAAUGUCUUUGUUUUGUUUGUCUCAAAUUUCCUUCCAUCCAGUUGUCCUACCUCCUACAAGUCUGUGUGUUGGUUCUCUUUUUUUUAUACAUCUGUUACAUUUUUAAGUGCCUUUUCUGUCUAAUGUGAAUAAACCCGUUCAUCUCAUUCUCCAAACAGUGUUAAAUCUCACAGGCACAACUGUACACUCUCCUGAUGAUUUCACGUGCUCCGUUGUUUUCAGUCUUGUUUUUAGUUACUUCUUUUUGUUUGGGUGGAUAUGAUAAUGUGAAAUGUAACAUUUAACAGUGUUAAAUAAAAGUCCUUGUUUCCAAAGUGUC